UAAACGCCUUUGUGUGAUGCUCUUGGCUAUGGCGGCUAUACCAUAUUCUUUAUAAUAUAUAUCAUCGCUUCCCUUUGCGCAUUCCAUUUGAUAGGGUUAUCAUCUCUGGAUCCGACCCCUGCCAAGGCGCUGGGCAUCGUCUCCUUCCCUCGGAUCGAUCCAAGCAAAGGCGCGCGGCAGCGAGAUCGAGAGGCGCAGCGUAGGUUCCUUUCCCCGGCCGCGCUUCCCUGGAUGGAUCGGGCGUGCGCGCUACAGCAAAGGCACAGAUUGAGAUUAUAAAAACCAGGUCUUUGGUACCAAAGAGGCCUCUCUCCCUCUCUUCCUCCAUCUCUCCGAAUUGGGUGGCUCCUUGGUGGUGGUGCUGUGAUCGUGGGGGUGGUAUAGUGGUGGUGGCGGUGGCGGUGUCGGUGGUGGUGGCGAGAUCAUACAAGCAGACAGUGGUGGCGGAGAUCAUCAUCGGACAUGGAGAGCUUUGCGACCCCGUACCCGCUCUUCUUCUUCGAUGGCGACCAGGAGGUGGACAAGGGACAGAUCGGCAUACAUUCGGUUCUCUCCUUCAAACGGUUCCAGGGCCAGCUGAGCCGCCAAGUUGGGAUACCCGCUAACCAACUCUCGGCGGUGUUCGUUUGCCGGAGGACCACGUCCCGGGACGCGGACAAGCGGCAGAAGCUGCCCAUCAACGAGAACACCAACUUCAACAUCAUCCUCAACCAGCACAACCCGAGCAAGGAGAAGGACUGCUACUUCCUGGUGUCGCUCAAGAAGUCCAAGAAGGAGAGGAAGGGCGCGCGGCGGAGGAACGCCGAGGCGGAGAAUGUGGACGACGACGACUCUACGUCGUCGCGCGGCGACACGUCCCCCUCCAGCCAGCGGCCCGGCAAGGAGGGCGACGAGGCGUUUGCGUACGAGGCAUCGUCGCCAAACUCGGUGCUAGACCCGGCGUUUGAGCCGUCGGUGGUGACGGCAGCAGCAUCGAAGAACAAUGUGGAAGUAGUGGCGGCGGCGGUGCUCCCGGAACCUGUCAAGGAGGAGGAAGCUCUGUCCCCGGUGGUGGUGGAAAGGGACGCGACGCCAUCCGUGGCAACAACAACAACUAAGGAGAACUCCUCGCUGAGUCCUCCGGUGACGAGAAUUGGCGGGCAGCCGCUGGCCAGGAACGCGAACUCGGUGGAGCAACUUGCCAAGUUCGUGGGUGUUAUUGGCGAUCAGCACACUGCAAGCGGCGGCGGCGGUGGUGGUGGUGGCGUUGGAGCAGCAACGUUCUCGGACGCGGCUCUCACGAUGAGCCAAGCGGCACGGUUCAAGGAUCCGAUCCAGCAGCAGCCAGUUGGAAGGCCGGGAAUGAGCAUGCAGCGCGGCGUCCCGGUUUUUCCCGACGGUGUCAACAUGAGAUUACUCACUGGAAGAACCGGCGUCAAUGGAGGAGGAGGAGCAGGAAAUCCAAGCUUCCAACAGGCGCUCCCGAAUUUCCAUAACCAGUUAGCGCUGCUCCAAGAGCAGCAGCAGCAGCAGCAGCAGCAAGCCAGGCAUUUCAACUUCCAGCAGCAAAGGAUCGCGAGGCCAUCGCCAGGAUUCACAGGGAGCUCUUCCUCGAUUGCUCCCGGAGGAGGAGGAAGCGUGAUGGACAGUGGCUAUGGAAGAUCGAGCGAGCAGUUCUGCCAGGACUGCCAGUCCUACAAGGAGAGGAACAUCCGGCCUCCGCCGUUCCACUGCUGCAUCAACGACAGGAUCACAGCGGGGUUCCGCGGUCCGUCACCGGCGGGACCGAUCGAGAGGCCGAUCAAGCGUCAAGUUAAGGCCGCUGCGUGAUGAUCCGCGAUGGGUGGCGAGGCGAAAGAUCGAGAAAGAGGUCUCCCUAGAGAAGCGACGAUCGACACACACUAUACCACCAUCACCCUCUCCUAGUGCGUGUAAGUUGGCUCUCUCUUCUCUCCCUUUUUUUUCUUUCUUUACUUCGUUUUUCUUUUUCGAUUACUUGCUCUCCUCACUCUUUCCUUCUUUGUUUUGUUUUGCCUUGGGUUUUCACUCUAGCCUCUUUUCCUUUCUUCCCUACUGUGUAUGUACAUGGAAUGUCUUAUACAAUAAACUUCGGAGAGUAUGAAUAGCUACGAUGUUUGCAAAAUAUGUGCGAAUAAGAAUUGAUCAUUUCUGUUUGCUGCU
Molecule: messenger RNA, 2160 nt
Organism: Selaginella moellendorffii
Lineage: Eukaryota; Viridiplantae; Streptophyta; Lycopodiopsida; Selaginellales; Selaginellaceae
Exons: 2
Coding region: 463-1809 (448 amino acids)
Source: RefSeq, a predicted model, not a curated record